GAGCGCUUCUGGUCUCGUGUCAGGACGCUCUGCAGGAAGACAAGCGCCUGGUGCUGAUGCUGCGGAGGACGCGACGCGACGCUCGCACAAGACUGCAGGUCCGUGAGAGACGAUGGUUCGAUGGAAACACUGAGUGACAUGGAUGUGACAUCAUGUGACAUAACUCAGGGUCAAAGAUCCUUGAUCAGGUUCCUGUGGACGUUUAUCAUUCUGAUAGACAAAUAUGGCAGUGAGAGAUUAUCUGUUAGACGCCGCUCAGCAGAUCCGCAUGGCUCUGGAUAGAGAAGUUAAUGAAGAUUAUGAAGCGGCGUUCAGCUACUAUAAGAACGGAGUCGAUCUGCUGAUGAAUGGAGUUCAAGUGGAUCCCAACAAGGAGAGACGUGAGGCUGUGAAGCGCAAGACGACUCAAUAUCUGAAGAGAGCCGAGGAGAUUUUCAUCUCUUACCUACAGGACAACAUCUCAAAGGGAUCCAGUCACUUAGGAGGUUACAGCAGUUUAAGGUUCAGAUCCAUCAGACAUCUGAGUUCACCGGUGGAGAAUCUGGCCAUGUGUAGAGUGAUCAGUGUCAUUGAUAAAGUGCUGACGGUUGAAAGUGUGAUAAGCAGAGAGACGUUCAUCGUGAAGAGUUUAGCCAAGUCCAGCUGGGAGAGUCGUGACAGAUCAACCAUUAUUCCUCAGGGUGUCCCGUUCAUGGUGAAGUUACUCAAGUAUUACAUCAGUGAAGACUCAGUGUUUCUUCAUCUAGAACAUGUUCAAGGUGGAAGGCUCUUUACCAGACUGCAUAAGGUCAGAAUAAAAGCUGUCACAGAGAAUCCAGACUGUUUUAAUCUCAACCAACACAAGAUUCAUUUGAAGAACAGCUACACGCUUCCUAACCUCAGCCAGAAGGAUGACCUGAAGGAGAACAGCCUGGAUCAUCAAUGUCUUCAUUCCUACAGUAAAGUUUCUCAGUGUUUGUAUGCGGUGAGGACACAAGAACCUCUCGCCUCUGUCGGUCAGCGUGUAACGUCUUUAACUCAGGAUAACCUUCCUCUUCCCGUUCAUCCCUGUGUGAUCGUGGAUACUCGGGAUCCACUCGAUGUCACUUCUGACCUUUUAGGAAACGACGUCCGCAUCGAGCGGAUGGACUCUAGCAUAGAUCUGAACGGAGCGUGGAAUGAUUUGGAACCGGAUCAGAAUCUGAGGAACUUCACAGUUUCAGGGUCUGUUUUGGGAAUGGACGUGGCAGCUCGGAUCACUCCGGCUUCUUUAUUUGGUGAAGGCGCACAAGUGACGCUCUGUAGCACCGUAGAUGUUCUUCCACAGAGAGUGAGGAUCGUUCCCAACGCUUCCCAUUUACCUUCACAAAGCCAAGAGCGAUCCGUCCAUCACACUACACCUUGUGAAAACGGACACGCUUCACAGUUUGUGGCUGAAUUAAGUGUCGUUAAUUCUCCAAAGCAAGAAGGAAUCUCUUUGGAUAUCACAAAGAUGAACCUGUCAUAUAAGUCACCAGAAUCUCUUUUGACCCAGAUGGGUUCUGAUAGAGAUGUCGUGGACGGUUUGAGCAGAAACUUCAGUGCCGAAUCAAAGCGAGAUGGAUGUGGUCUUCCAGAAGAAAAGGUUCGAUUGUGGGGAGCUCAGAUUCUUUUGGCUUUGGAGAGCCUUCAUGAACAGGGAAUCAUCUGUCAGGACCUGAACCCACGAAACAUCCUCCUGCGUGACAGCGGUGAGGUGUGUCUGACAUACUUUGGCCAGUGGACCGAGGUUCAGACUGAAAUUUGCCCAACAGCAGUGGAUCAGAUGUACUGUGCCCCAGAAAUUGGAGGCGUGUCUAAAAUCACGGAGGCGUGUGAUUGGUGGAGUUUUGGAGCCGUACUGUAUGAACUUCUUAGUGGAUUGCCUCUGUGGCGCUGUCAUCCAUCAGGUAUUCAUCCUCACACUCCUCUUUACAUCCCUGACACCCUGAGCACUGCGGCUGCGUCUCUUCUCACUGAGUUGCUGCAGUUUGAUGCGUGUUAUCGUCUGGGCUCUGGAGGAGGAGGUGUAAUGGACAUUAAAUGUCAUCCGUUCUUUAACUCCGUCCCUUGGCGUAGACUCAGCAGUUAAACCACCGGCGGUGCCUUCUGAAUGUUUUCAUCUCUUUGUGGAUUCAAACACUUUUCACACUUAAAGAAAACCUUUGACUGCGAGAUUUAUUUUUCACCUGUUGAGAUUCUGACAGCUGCCCUAUGAACUCGUCUCAUGUUUUCUGUGCUGAUUUUAUUAAAGCAGAAUUCUGUGGCAUGAAUGUAAAGAUGGUGAACUGUGGGUGAGAUCACAUUAGCCAAAAGACAUGAGCACACAGAUGAAUGUGUAGAUGUUUGGAAACACUGAAUCCUGCUGCGUUUGAUGAGAUCUUAACAGUUACUUGUUUUCCAGCUUCUCCAGAUGACUAAAUCUUUAUAUUUAAUUAAGUGUGACCAAGGGUGGCUCAGUGGGUAGCACUGUUGUCUCACAGCAAGAAAGUCUCCGGUUCGAGCCCUGGCUAGGUCAGGUGGCCUUUCUGUGUGCAGUCCCUGUGUCAGUGUUUAGUCCGGGUACUCUGGUUUCCUCCCACAGGCCAAAAACAUGCAGUAUAGGUGAAAAGGGAAUGCCAAUUUGUGUGUGGAUCAAAUUGUGUAUGGGUUAACCAGUUCCCGAUAUGAAUAUAGCAAUAGAUGCUGACAUGGUGUUAAGAACCAACAAACUUAGUGUGACCCUCAAGAUACCGUAAUACCACAGCAAGUGUUGGCUGUUUAAAGAAACAAGGUUGAAACUCUAAAGUCUGUUUCAGGUUUUCAUUUCUAUUGGUGAAGCUCAUCAGAUGUUAGGGAAUCUCUGAUUGUUGUACUUGACCUCCAUCUGCUGGUAUAAACGGCACAAUGCAGUGAAAUGAAGGGAACGUCAGUAUUGAUGCAUGUAUGAAGAUGCUGAGAGUUGAUCAGUGUUUCAUUUAAGGGCAUUAAAACUUCAUUUUACUGCAAUAUUACUGAAACCAAAUGUGUUCCAAACUGAGUUUUAUUUUUUAACAUUGUUUAUGUUUAAAUGUGACUGCAAUUAUUAAAAUCAUUCAUUUGUACUCAUUUAUUA
This is a messenger RNA of Paramisgurnus dabryanus, 3091 nucleotides long. RefSeq names its product ribosomal protein S6 kinase-like 1 (gene rps6kl1). Gene Ontology annotation, molecular function: protein kinase activity; ATP binding. The record is from RefSeq and is a predicted model, not a curated record. NCBI's taxonomy places the organism in Eukaryota, Metazoa, Chordata, Actinopteri, Cypriniformes, Cobitidae. Gene Ontology annotation, biological process: protein phosphorylation.